Ipomoea nil (Japanese morning glory) is the source of this 2831-nucleotide messenger RNA. Its product is annotated as putative leucine-rich repeat receptor-like protein kinase At2g19210. The record is from RefSeq and is a predicted model, not a curated record. Gene Ontology annotation, molecular function: protein kinase activity; ATP binding; protein binding. Gene Ontology annotation, biological process: protein phosphorylation. Bases 40 to 2769 code for a protein of 909 amino acids. The transcript is spliced from 12 exons. Lineage: Eukaryota; Viridiplantae; Streptophyta; Magnoliopsida; Solanales; Convolvulaceae.
UCAAUAAUUCUUAAAAUUCACGACUUGGGUUAGUUUCCAAUGAUGUUGAAAAUAAUACUCCUGUUUGCGGCGUUCCUAGCUGCUCUUGCUGUUCUUGUCCACUCCCAAGAUGAUCAAUCAGGCUUCGUAAGCAUCGACUGUGGACUCCCGGAAGGCUCCAAUUACACUGAUCCGAUUACCGGAAUACGUUACGUCUCCGACGCCGGCUUCGCCGACUCCGGCACCGUCAACAACAUAUCCUCCUCGUACGUCACCGGCGAUCUCAUUCGCCAGUUCCUCACCGUCAGAAGCUUCCCGGAAGGACCAAGAAACUGCUACACCGUUCGACCUCCCAAGUCGAAAUUCCGAACCAAAUACUUAAUCAGGGCGAGGUUCUUGUACGGAAACUACGACGGCCAAAACCAGGUUCCGACGUUUGACCUCCACCUCGGAGCUGAUCGCUGGAAAACCAUCACUCUGGAAGAUGCAUCAACCCCGCACUCCACGGAGAUGAUACAUGUGAUGUCGUCGGAUUUUCUGCACGUCUGUCUUGUUAACACCGGCGCCGGAACGCCGUUCAUUUCUGCGCUGGAGCUCAGGCUGCUCAACGAGGAUGGGCUUUUCGCUAUGUACCCGACGGUGAACGGAUCGCUGCAACUUUACGGCCGCAUUGAUCUUGGCUCCACAUCCAAUCAAUUUAUUAGGUAUAAAGACGACAGAUGGGAUCGGAUAUGGAAGCCAUUUACCUUUGACGGAAUGAGGAUACUAAACAAUACCUCUGCAAAAAUCAAAUACGACGGAUUUGAUCCCUACAUAGUACCGGAGAAAGUGAUGAAGACGGCGGGGGAGAUAGUAGAAAGCAACAGCAGUCUGCCGGCGUUCUUCUGGAAACCAGACAACUUCGACGAUGAGUUUUACAUGUACAUGCACUUUGCAGAACUUCAACAGCUGCCCAAAAACCAGAUCCGACAAUUCAACAUAUAUCUCAACGAUAAUCUCUGGUUCGGGAAUUACAGUCCCAGGUAUCUACGACCCGGCACUGUUUUCAGCGACAAACCUGAGAAUCAAUCCUUCAGGUACAACGUUGUUUUGAACAGAACCGGGAAUUCUACUCUUCCGCCGAUCAUCAACGCAGUUGAGGUGUACAAAGUCACAUAUAUUUUGCUCAAUCAAACAGCUGACCAAGAUGUGACGGCUAUAAGGUACAUCAAAUCGAUCUAUGGAGUGACGAAAAACUGGCAAGGAGAUCCAUGUUAUCCCCAAGAAUACUCAUGGAUCGGUCUCAACUGCAGCUAUGAUGGCAACAAUUCUCCCAGGAUAAUAUCCUUGAACCUGGCCUCGAGUGGGUUGACAGGGGAGAUAUCUCCCUAUUUAUCCAGUCUUUCCUCGUUACAACUUCUGGAUUUGUCGAACAAUGAUUUGACAGGGAAGAUACCUGGUUUUCUUGCACAGUUACCCUCCCUGAGAGUGCUAAACUUGAAGGGGAACAAUUUCACCGGUCCGAUCCCGCCGGAACUCAUAGCCAAGGCCAAAACCGGUUCACUGUUGUUGAGCUUUGAUCAAAGUGACGGCAAAGACGAUAUAAGUGUUUGUCAGUCCGGUCCAUGCAAUAAUAAUAAUAAUAAUAAUAAUGGCGACGGCAAAGAGAAGAAGAAACACAAUAAGUUCGUUGUUCCUGUGGCUGCAUCAGUUUCUUUUGUUCUGCUUGUACUAAUAUCAACCUUGUUCAUCAUGAGAAGAGGAAGCAAGCAAAAAGGACACAGGAAGGUUGGGAAUGGAAGUGUGACAGUUCCGGCAAGUAGUGAGGCGGCGGCUGUGAAGAUAGAAUUGAGAAACCGGCAGUUUACAUAUUCUGAAAUCCUCCGAAUGACAAAUAAUUUCGAGACAGUCAUUGGGAAAGGAGGGUUUGGAACGGUUUACCUCGGUUUCACAGAAGAUCGUCGAGUGGCUGUUAAAAUGUUAUCUCCAUCUUCUGUUCAGGGUUACAAAGAAUUCCAGGCUGAGGCCAGUCUUCUAAUGAAUGUUCAUCACAAAAACCUCACCUCUCUUGUUGGGUAUUGCAUUGAGGGAACCAAUCUAGGAAUCGUUUAUGAGUACAUGGCCAAUGGAAGCUUAGACAAACAUUUGUCAGGUAAAACCCCACAUGUUUUGACAUGGGAAGACCGCAUUAGAAUUGCAUCGGAUGCAGCAGAAGGGUUGGAAUACCUACAUCAUGGUUGCAAGCCACCAAUUGUGCAUAGGGAUAUCAAGACCACAAAUAUUUUACUAGAUGACACAUUGCAAGCCAAAUUAUCCGAUCUGGGCUUGUCUAGGGUUUUUCCCGCAGAAGGUGGAACUCACGUAACAACUAUCGUUGCAGGAACUCCUGGGUAUCUCGAUCCCGAGUAUUACACGACGAAUAGGUUAACGGAGAAGAGUGACGUGUAUAGUUUCGGAGUUGUGCUUUUGGAGAUCAUAACAGGUAGAAAUCCAUUAGGAGAAAGCGACAAUAUCUAUGUGGUUAAGUGGGUUACUACAAUGUUGGAAGACAAUGGAGAUAUUGCAAGUAUCGUGGAUCCAAGGUUAGUCGAAAACUUCGACAUUAAUUCUGCAUGGAAAGUGGUUGAAUUAGGAAUGGCGUGCGUAGAACAUGAUUCAGCAAAUAGGCCAACCAUGGCUUCGGUGGCAUCUGAGCUAAAGAUGUGUUUAAUGGAGAUCACUACUAGCCGUAGCGACCAGCCGACGGUAGAAAGAAAUGACGACUCAAUGCCUCUUAAUGUGGAAAGUGAUUUAUACCCCAGUGCAUGUUAGAUAGCUAUUUGCAUGUACUUAUAAUCGAGUUAUCAAAUGUGGAAUAAACUCGUGUUUGAAUA